AUGGGAGCUGCUUCAUGUAAAAAUUCGAAAUCACCAGAGCAAAAUCAAGAAAAUGCAAAUAAAACGAAUAUCACUAUUGGUGUAUUUGGUCUUGAUUAUGCCGGCAAAACAUCAACGGUGAAAGCAAUCGAAGGCUCACCAACAAAGCAUGCUCUCCCGACAGUGAGCACAAAUACAUCCACCGUUCCAUAUCCAGUAUCAACGAAACGUGGUGAAAAAUCUCAUGAACCUAUACAAAUAAUUGAUGUAAGCGGUCAAAGACGCUUUCGUGAAGACUCAUGGCCUGACUAUUACGAUAAAAUACAUGGUCUAAUAUUUGUCCUGGAUGCAAGUGAAAAAAAACGAAUAACAGAAAACAAACAAACCCUUGACGAUUUACUCUGCGAUGACAAACUUCGAGAUAAACCUAUACUUAUUUUAGCAAAUAAACAAGAUCGUACAGGUGCCAUAGACGAUGAAAAGGAAAUAAAAAAAAAACUUGAUAUUGAUCAAUUGAAGAUAAAACAUAAAAUUGAAUUCUGUACGGCCAUACCAAAUAAUGAUAAAGAUGAUGAUUCAAUUCGAACAGGUUUUUCAUGGUUAAUACGAACAAUUGAAGCAAAUUAUAGUGAUUUGAAUGCACGUGUUGUUAAUAAUGCAAAAGGUUCCAAUCGAUCAAAACCAAUUGGAAGAAAAAAUGAUAGAAAAUCUGAUGACUCAAAUAGUGAAGAUGAACCUCCGUCGCCACGAAAACGAAUGACAAUUCCACCGUUUAGUAAGACCAGAACAGAUGUUCGUUCAACAAAUGAUUCAAAUAAAUUACCAAGUAUAAAUCACGCUAAAAAUAUACCAAAAUCAUCCAGUCGGGAUACACAUAGCGAAGAUGAUGAUGGUGAUGUCAAUUAUAAUGCACGUGUACGUGCACGUCCAGUUAUUUCUCCUGUUGAUAAUGAUGAUUAUUCCUAUAAUCGUUCAUCAAAUCAAGCUAACACAACAAAAUCAAAUACGUUGGCUAAGAAAAAAAAAGUUAUCGGUCCAGCUAGCAAUGCUAACAAAGAUACAUCAUAUAAAAAGUCAAAUGACAACGAACUAAAAUCAUAUCGAGCACCAUAUGAAUCGUUGCCUGAUGAUGAUCCAUGGUCAUCAAUAAAAAAAACAUCAAAAACUGAUGAUACAUUUCCAAACUUAUAUUCAAAAUCACCAAUAACAAAUGAUGCAACAAAAAAAUAUCCUAGUCCGCUUCUUCGUGAUAUAAAACCUAAAAGUAGUGGUUUAACAUCAAAAGGGCCGAACUACAGCGAUAAUGAUGAUGAUGAUGAUAGUUCUAGUAAAAAAGACAAAAACAAAUCGACAUUCCCACCAAAAACUCGAUAUGACGAUGAUGAUGAUUCUUAUAAAAAAAUUUCAUCAUCCUAUUCAAAAAAUAAGCCAUUGUUAACUCCAAAGAAGACAACAUUGGGUGCCUACGGUGCGGAUGAUGACGACUAUGAUAAACUAAAUAAUAAAACUAAUAAUCGUCCAUUUGGUAGUACUCCAACAAAGAAACUCUUUAAACACGAUGAAGAAGACGAAGAAGAAAGUGAUCCUUUCAAGAAAACAUCAUUGAAAUUAACAAAAACUGUUGAUUCAGAUGAUGAUGAUUAUAAGAAGAAAACUAGCAAAAGUUAUUUGAGUUCGUCAGAUCGUUCAAAUUUUGACAAUGAUUAUCGUCGAACAACAUCAAAACCACCAUUGUCUCCGGCAACCACAUCAAAACGAUCGAAAGAUAAUGAUGAUGACGAUGAUGAUUCACCAUUACCAAAGCCUUUGAGUCGUUCGAGAUUUCCCAAUGAUAAUUAUGUGUCGACAUUAUCGAAGCCAACAAAUCGUUUGAUAGCAGACGAUGAUGGUGAUUCCUAUAAAAAGCCUUCGUCACCUUAUUCAACAAAUAAAUCAUUGUCAACUCCUAAGAAACCAACAUCUAGUACUUAUGGUGCAGAUAAUGAUGAUGACCACGAUAAAUAUAAUACUAAAACUACCCAUCGUCCUUUUGCUACUACUCCAACAACAAAGAAACUCGGUAGAUUUGACGAAGAAGAUGAAGAAGAUGAUUAUGAUAAGAAGAAAACUAGCAAAAGUUAUUUGAGUUCGUCAGAUCGUUCGAAUUUCGACAAUGAUUAUCGUCGAACAACAGCAAAACCACCAUUGUCACCGGCAACGACAACAAAACGAUCGAAAGAUGAUGAUGAUGAUGAUUCGCCAUUAUCGAAGUCGUUGAAUCAUUCGAGAUUUAACAGCGAUAUUGAUCGUUCUUUGCCCCCAUAUAAAUCAGCAACAACUACCAAAAAGGGUGACGACGACGACGACGACGAUGAUGAUGAUGAUUAUAAAUCUAAAUCUAAAUCUAAUUCUAAACCUAAAGUGCCGUUGAGAUUCAAUGAUAACGAUGAUCUUCCAUCAUCGUCGUCGAAAUUUGGAACUCGUCCGAAAUAUGAUGAUGAUGAUGAUGAUAAUCCAUCUUCGUUUUCAAAACCGACGAUACGACCAAAAUACGGAAAUGAUAAUCGAUCAUCGUCACCUCCAAGAUCGACUUCAAUCUCAAGAAAACCAGAUGACAAAGCUUCAUUGUCAUCACCAAAGAUGAAUACACGAUCGAAAUUUGACGAUGAUGACUAUCCAUCAUUAUCAUCUAAAUUAGCAACACAAUCACCGAGAUUACCAUCACGUUCAAAAUAUACCGAUGAGGACUAUACGUCGUCAUCGAAGAAAAAUAGCUUUCCAUCACGUGAUGAUGAUUAUAGUGGUAAAGGAGGUUUACGGUCUCGUAUUGGAAAUGAUGAUUUCGAUUCAACCAAAGGUGGAUUUCACAGUGCUCGAGUAGGCUCAGCUGCAACUCAACGAUUUCGACCAAAUAUGAAUGACGACGAUUAA
Messenger RNA from Rotaria socialis, 2889 nucleotides. NCBI's taxonomy places the organism in Eukaryota, Metazoa, Rotifera, Eurotatoria, Philodinida, Philodinidae. The record is from the annotation of a GenBank genome assembly.